Angiostrongylus costaricensis is the source of this 687-nucleotide messenger RNA. Lineage: Eukaryota; Metazoa; Nematoda; Chromadorea; Rhabditida; Metastrongylidae. The record is from the annotation of a GenBank genome assembly.
AUGAACGAAGACAUUGUUGUGUCAAAGUCCUCGUACGAUGACUUUGCGAGUCCAACACCGUCGCGCAGUUUCGAAAUCAUUGUAGAGGAUCGUUCUUUCUUUGUAAAUGCUGGUUGGUUGGCAGAGCUGUCGCCGUUUUUCGCAGACUACUGCUUCGGCGAGACGGCCCACCGUUCACUGAUCAUCGAUGAUAUCAAACCGUCUGAUAUGCUGGAGUUCUUUCGCUGCAUAUUCUUCUGUCCCAUGCGAAAACCAAUCUCAGUCAUGAAUGUGUCUCUGAUUUUGCGUGUUGCUUCUCGAUUCGACAUGAAACCAGUGGUGGCACGAUGCGAACAAUUUGUUGCCCGUUCGGCCAAUACACUGGAUCGUGAUCAUCUGUUUCAGGUAUUUCAUCUCCGACAAAUAAUGGUGACUUGUGCUGUUUCACAUUGUGACCCGAAUAGUUCCACAAUGAGUGUACUGGUAGAUAAACUUGCUUCAAUCAAGGACUUGUCGCAAAUGCAGUUCUCACAAAUGCCUGGUGAUGUGGUAGCCGAGGUUUAUACACAAAAGUUCCGUGAAAGAGAACGUAAACGCCAGAUGUGGUGUUGUUUCAUGCAAGUUAUUUCCGAGAAGUCUAACGCACGACGUCAUCGGCCUAGCCGAGACCAGACGACAACAACUAUUCCUCGGAACACGCGACAGUAG